AUGUCCGCCCUUGAGAAGUCCUACAGUCUCCCUGCGCCCCGCAGAAUCACUGCUUCUAAUCUGCCCUUGCCCUCCGACCAUGCCACCGAUGACCAUGCCGAGCCUGGUGUCGAGGUCAAGGUUGACAACCUCGAGGUCCAAUCUCUCUUUGAUGGCAGCUUCAGACGCGCCGUCAUAGGUACUAGCAAGCAGAUGCCCACCAAAAACGAUGGCCAUGGUGAGCUUCCUUUGGAUGACGUUCCGGGCGCUGGCAUCGUAAUGCCUGGCGGCCUAAAUACCUAUUAUCUCGAUAUUGCUCCUGGCACAGAGGGCGCGUUGCACCGCACCACUUCAACCGACUAUAUCAUUGUGAUUAGUGGCAAUCUCAGCCUCAUUACGCCCACGUCCGACGUGUAUCACAUCAAGGACGGCAAGGCGACUUGUGCUGACGACCUUAUCGAGACUGUCGCUCACCCUGGUGAUGUUAUUUACCAGCGAGGUCCUAUCCAUGCUUUAUCAAACCGCAGCAACGAAUGGGUUCGUGCGCUUUGCGUUGUACUGGGCUCGGAGCCUAACAAAGUCCCCAUUGAGAAGGCUGACAGCCACAAGGAGCUCCAGGACCAGUGGCUUGCUUGA
Metarhizium robertsii ARSEF 23 is the source of this 615-nucleotide messenger RNA. Its product is annotated as Cupin, RmlC-type. Bases 1 to 615 code for a protein of 204 amino acids. NCBI's taxonomy places the organism in Eukaryota, Fungi, Ascomycota, Sordariomycetes, Hypocreales, Clavicipitaceae. The transcript is spliced from 4 exons. The record is from RefSeq and is a predicted model, not a curated record.